AUGGCGAGCUUCAAAGGCAAAGUCAUCGCUAUAACCGGAGGCGCUUCCGGUAUAGGGUUAGAGACUGCGAAUCUGCUAGUAUCAAGAGGAGCGAAAGUAUCACUAGCGGAUGUCCGGGAAGGGCCACUUCAGGAAGCCGCACUCGCAAUUCAGAAAAUGGGUGGCGAGGUUUUUACCUUUAAAUUAGAUGUCCGGGACCGAAAGCAAGUAGAUGCCUGGGUAUCUGCCACAGUCUCUCAUUUUGGCAAAUUGGAUGGCGCGGCGAAUAUUGCUGGUGUAACAGGAAGAAGCAUUGGGGUUAAGAGGGCGGAUGAGUUGGAAGAUGAUGAUUGGGACCUCGUCAUCGGUGUAAACUUGACUGGAUUAAUGUAUUGCCAGCGUGCUGAGCUUCGGGCACUGAGAGAAGGUGGUGCGAUCGUAAAUGCUGCCUCUGUUGCUGGGCUCCAAGGCCGCACAAAGAAUGCGGCAUACUCGGCGAGCAAGCAUGGAGUAGUUGGUCUGACAAGAAGUGCUGCUAAAGAUAUGGGUGGAAAGGGCAUCCGCGUUAACGCCAUUGCGCCAGGAACCAUUGAUACGCCAAUGGUUACCCAAGCAAAGCAACUGGCUGGGUUGGACCCUACUGUACUGAAGCUCGACAACAGCUCAGCGGCUUUGAAGCGACUAGGGGAGCCAUCCGAAGUAGCACAUCUAAUAGCCUUCCUUCUAAGCGAUGAAUCUUCGUUCAUCACAGGUGCUGUGAUGUGCAUUGACGGAGGGUGGAACUGUUGA
Molecule: messenger RNA, 768 nt
Organism: Lindgomyces ingoldianus
Lineage: Eukaryota; Fungi; Ascomycota; Dothideomycetes; Pleosporales; Lindgomycetaceae
Product: NAD(P)-binding protein
Exons: 3
Coding region: 1-768 (255 amino acids)
Molecular function (GO): oxidoreductase activity
Source: RefSeq, a predicted model, not a curated record